UGAGUCUGAGAACGAGGGGCAGAGCCCCUCAGAGGAUGAAGUAGACGCCAUGGAGGUGGAUUCUGACGAGGAGGACGAGGAUGAUGUGCAGCAGCCGGCUCAGCCUUACAUGAGUUUGAUGCGUAGUCUUGUUGAGAGCGCUCCCAAGGCGAAGCGCCGGAAGCUGGACCACCCUUCAACCGAGGGCCACGAUCGAGAUUCCUCAAAGCCGGAGGCAGCACCAGAACCAGCACACGGUAAUGAGGAGGAGUCUGGCGAAGAAGGUGACCCCGAUAUGGUUGAGGAGCCAGAGGAGGACCCGACCAAUCUCGCGCCGGAGGACCUGUUUGAUGAGGAUGACGAGCUGGAUAGCACCGACCCAUUCGAGACGCAUUUCGCCGACCCCAAGGAAGAGGAAGUGCAGCCGAAGCUUAAGGCCAUCAAAGAAGGCAAAUGGCGCAUGGAGCGGAUACCAACCAAAUCCACAAGGAUAUUCCUGAGCACUCCUGAUACUGGGGACGCCGCGGCUAAGUUGCUACCGGCACCGGUAUCUGGCAUCUCGGACCUCAAACUGAAGAAGAGACUGCAUGAUGCUAUGGCCUCCAAGCACCCCAAGUUUGACCAGGUUGAGCAGACAAUAGCGCCGCUGCUCUUCAACUACCAGGACGUGCUCUACUGCAACCGGACCGUUGCAGGAUCCCAGGGAGUCAGGCGGAUGGCGGCCCUGCAUGCUCUCAAUCACGUCUUCAAGACCCGUGACCGAGUCAUCAAGAACAAUUCCAGGCUAUCCAGGGCGGACCCCAACGAGGACUUGGAGCUGCGAGACCAGGGGUUCACGCGGCCCAAGGUGCUGAUGAUUCUUCCGACGAGGCAAUCGUGCGUCAAGAUGGUCGAGAUGAUUGUCUCGAUCUGCGAGCCAGACCAGCAGGAAAACAGGAAGCGGUUCGAGGAUGGCUACGUCGACAAGCAGUCCAAGUUCUCCGACGAGAAGCCCGAGGACUUUAGGGACCUCUUUUCGGGUAACGACGACGACAUGUUCCGGCUCGGCAUGAAGUUCACCCGCAAGACGAUCAAGUACUUUGCGCAGUUCUACAACUCGGACAUCAUCUUCGCCAGCCCGCUGGGCCUGCGCAUGGCCAUCGGGUCCGAAGAGGAGAAGAAGAUGGACUAUGACUUCCUCAGCUCGGUCGAGCUGGUCAUCGUCGACCAGGCCGACGCGCUGCUCAUGCAGAACUGGGAGCACGUCGAGUUCAUCUUUGAGCACCUCAACAUCCAGCCCAAGGACGCGCACGGGUGCGACUUUAGCCGCGUGCGCAACUGGUACCUGGACGACCAGGCCAAGCAGUUCCGGCAGACGGCCGUCUUCAGCGCCUUCAACACGCCCGAGCUCGCCGAGCUGCUGCGGGCGCAUUGCCACAACUGGGCGGGCAAGGCGCGCCUGCAGCAGGAGUGCCCCGGCACGAUCCAGUACCUGCCCGUCAAGGCGCGCCAGACCUUCAGCCGCUUCGAGGCGGCGACGAUCGCGGCCGACCCGGACGCGCGGUUCGCCUACUUCACCAAGGCCAUCGUGCCGAUGCUGACGCGGCACAAAGGGCGCGACGCCGCCGGCACGCUCGUCUUCAUCCCCUCGUACCUCGACUUUGUGCGGGUGCGCAACUACUUCGCCAACAACACGGCCGUGGAGCACGUCUCGUUCGGCACCAUCUCCGAGUACACCGACGUGCCCGAGGCGUCCCGCGCGCGGUCGCACUUCCUCAACGGGCGCCACAAGGUGCUGCUGUACACGGAGCGCGCCCACCACUUCCGGCGCUACCGGAUCAAGGGCGUCAAGAGGGUGGUCAUGUACGGGCUGCCGGAUAACCCGCUCUUCUACCAGGAGGUUGCGGGCGGCUAUCUGCAAAGGAGUGAGCAGUCGCUGAUGCUGGAGCCCGGGCAGGGUGUGGUGAGGGUCAUGUUCUCCAAGUAUGACGUGAUGAAGCUGGAGCGCAUCGUCGGGACGUCGAGGGUGGGCAAGAUGAUUCACGACCAGGGGGAUACCUUUGAUUUCGUCUAGGCGAAAUCUCCGAACUGUUGGAUAAUAUAUAUAUAUAUA
Messenger RNA from Thermothelomyces thermophilus ATCC 42464, 2071 nucleotides. RefSeq lists its product as uncharacterized. Lineage: Eukaryota; Fungi; Ascomycota; Sordariomycetes; Sordariales; Chaetomiaceae. Gene Ontology annotation, biological process: maturation of SSU-rRNA from tricistronic rRNA transcript (SSU-rRNA, 5.8S rRNA, LSU-rRNA). The record is from RefSeq and is a predicted model, not a curated record. Bases 50 to 2032 code for a protein of 660 amino acids. Gene Ontology annotation, cellular component: small-subunit processome; nucleolus. Gene Ontology annotation, molecular function: U3 snoRNA binding; rRNA binding. The transcript has 2 exons.